AUUUGGCAUAUUUAGGUUCAAGGUGGUUAUUGAAACAUAAAAAUAAAAAAAUGAUGAAAGAACCUGAGAAGAUCAUUAAAAAAUAAAAUAUAAAUGGAUAACUUAAAUAUUAAAUCAAAUGGAAAGGAUUUGAUGAAACCACUUGGGAAGUAGAAGAUAAUGUAAAAAAGUACAAAGAGUUAAUUGAAGAUUUUAAUUAUUUCUGUUUAACAGGUGAAAGAUAUGAUGAUAAGAAACUUGAUGAAAUUAGAUAAAUAACAGCAUAAACUUAACCUAGAACAGCAAUAAAAAGAGUAGCUGGACCUAGACCUCCUGAUUUAAAUAAAAAGGAUAAAAAAACAGAUAAAGUAGAUUAAAAACAUUCUGAGAUUAGUGAAACAUUAUCAUAAAGUUAAAUUGAAAAUGGAAAUAACAAUGCUGUUGUAUAAAAUACGAUAAAUAAUAAUAAUAAUAAUAUUAAUAAUAAUAAUAAUAUUAAUAAUAAUCUUAAUAAUAAUAAUAACAACAACAAUAAUAAUAAUAAUCUUAAUAAUAAUAAUAAUAAUAAUAAUGAAAAUCAAAAUUCUAAUAUCUCUAAUUAAAGUAAUUUAGUUUCAAAUCUAUAAACAGCAUUGAUAGUAAAUAUACAUUAAUAGAAUCAUAAAACUGGUAGUAUAAUCUCAUUAAAAUAAUAGGAAUUAACUUAGUAAAUAAUUAUUAUAUUAUAGAAAAGUAACUUAACAUUAUGCAAAUUAAGAAGACAAAUUAGCAAUGAUUAAAUUAUAAAUAACUGAAGAUAAUUGUGUUUUUUAAUUGUAAUGGAAGAAGAGACUAGAUGGAAUAACACCUCUUCCAGAAUUUUAUAGUUAUGAAUAGUUUAAAUUACAAGCUCCUUUAUUUUUUAUAAAAUUUAUAGAAACUUGUUUGUUAGAGUGUUAGAGUAGCGAUAGUGACAUAAAGUAUUUAAUUAUAAAUAAUUUUAGAUAUGAAAUUGCAGGUAAAGAUUUAUUAGAAAAAACAACAUCAAUAAAAAAUGCAUUAUAAAAAAGAGAAGAAGGAGAUAAAAAGAAAUUACAUAACCAUAAUUGA
Messenger RNA from Paramecium sonneborni, 1068 nucleotides. The record is from the annotation of a GenBank genome assembly. NCBI's taxonomy places the organism in Eukaryota, Ciliophora, Oligohymenophorea, Peniculida, Parameciidae.